CACACACACACACAGUUCCUAAACUACUGUUAGAAAGUUGGAAGCAAGGACAGAGAAUCAUCUCAAAAAUUCAAGCUGGUACUUGGAUGAGUUUGACCGAAAGGCCGUCCAUGUGGAUACGUGAAGAAGGCGUCAGACGUCAGUUUCUAAACGGACUACAUAGCACGAGCCGUCCUUUCCUCCAUGUCCAGCGCUCUGGGAGACAUGUCUACAACAACCUCUGGCCUCGGGAGUCCGUGGGGUCGUCUUGUUAUUUCUCCUUCGUCAGCAGGGCGGUGUUGUGGGACAGAGGAAGUCAUCAUCACACAGAUGUCGUCCAUAACGAGGAGCCUCGACCUCCAUGUUCACGCUUCGAGGCUCACAUGAGGGCGUGUCCCGGACCGAUCAGACCGCCGUACUUUCCACGCACACACCGUCUACCCAGAUCUCCUGUGAAGAGCCUCCAUGCUCCAAAUCCUCCGAGACAGAGAGAAAUUCAGAAAAAGCAGAACUCCCUGAGACACUUCUCUGUGAUCCUUCCCAGUGUGCCAGCAUCUCCAUAUCCAAGCGUGACUUCUCCAGACCCUGUGCUCUCUCCAACACCGUCUGUCCACUCCGAGUCAAACCCAGAUGAUUUCCCGUCUUUUCAUGUGCACUCUCGGAACUCAGAACACACCACAAUAAAACAGGAAGAUGUUGUAAGUCAUAGAGAUGUUAUUUUGACUGGGCCCUCCUCCCCACAAAUCGACGAUGAGGACUAUGAAGAUCCUAAAGGUGAAGCAGUGGCACCAAUGACAAUGACUCCAGGCACCACAUCAACCCCUAUGACCCCUCUGACACCGAUGACACCGAUGACCCCGGAUUCUCUUUCAGACCUGAGUCGUCCAGCGUCCAGUCAGUUUAGCUUUUCCACCAACCUGAACAGCAGCCUUUCCAGUGCACCUACAGUAAAACAGAGUGAUGACUCUGAAGGGGAUGAAGAGGAUACUGAGGAUGGUGAUGAUAUCAACAGUGAUUUUCUAGAGGCCUGCUCUUCAUCCUUGUCUGAUCUUUGCUUCAGCUCUCUUGAUGGAGUAACCUUGGCUUCCUGCUCCCCCCCAAACAAUACUCAAUCAUCAAUAUUAAAUACCCUGACAUUCCAUAGCCAAGAACCCCAGAGUAGCAGCCAUCUAGAAUCCUUAAAGGAAUCUCCAAUUAUUCAGGUUGAAGACCCCCUAAUAAAGGAAAGCCCGCACCCUAUCCAGCUCACAGAUAUGGGUGAUAGAGGAGGGUCAAGCCUUUAUCCUGCAUAUCUGGAUUCUCAAUCCAGACAGGCAUCUGCUUCUCCGCUGGAUGUUCACUCUGACUGGAAGACCUGCCGCUGGCCUAUACUUCCACCGAUCACACCUCAGCGAGGUAGCCAAGGUUCAAGAGCAUCUCUGAGUUCCCCAAUCAGCUGUUCCCAGUCGGACAUGUUUGCUGAGCUGGAGGCUGCAGCACCUCGGAGUGUUUCUAAUGAGUCCUUGGAUCAUGCUGACUGUAGUGACAUGGAAAUCACCUCACAUACUACAGAGCUGAGUCCAGGUCUGGCCGCUCUAACAGUCGGCUGCGACUCCAGUGACCUGGGUUCUCUGUCCCGCGUGCAACUCCUGUUGAUGGAAAGAGGAGCCCCUGAGGGUCUGGACCCCUCACCAGAUCUGGAAUGGAACAGUCUGACAGAGGAGAGAGGAGAAUGUGAAACUGGGCUUCAAGUGUGGAGCUUGGGCAUUCCCCAGCAUUAUCAGUGCACAGAUCCUUACGUACAGGGGAGCAGCAGUGUGUCUCUAAGCGUGAGGCAUUUUCCAUGCAGACAAGUGGACAUCGGGAGUGGAACUCCAGGGCUUAGCGAUGCUGAAGAUAUCUCCAGAUCUUCCUCAUGGUCUCUCAGCUGUGGUUCGAGUGAACACACGCCCUGUGAAGAACAAGUCAUGGCGCGAUCCAGAGGAAGUGACCUCAUCAGAGACACGCGUCUCCACCUGAGCGCGCAGCCAAUCGAGCAAAAAGUGAAUGAAGGAACUUCACAAAAAGCCACUUAUCUAGGAAGGCGUGAGCGAACUGCCACUGGAGCAUGCAGGGGUCCGAACCAAAUCAAAGACAGGAGAAGAAGGCAUCACAGGAAGAUGCUGGGAGAGAAAGGAGAAGAGCGGAAGUCCAAAGCACUACAAAUUUACUCCAAACUGCGAGAUGGAAACAACCCAAGCGAACCCAGCAAGCUGAGAAGCUGCUCCAGGUUUGAGGAUUAUGAUUUCCUGGCUAAGUACUGCAUUAUCAGUCCUGAGACGCUCGCCGCGUACAGACGAGCUUUCGAAGCCGUGGACAGCGACGGUGAUGGCUAUCUGUCCUGCUUCCAAGUGCUGCUGGCGCUCAAGGAGAUCAUUCCUCCAGAACUGCUGACUGAAGAGGAGGAAAUCUACGUGUACAGGAUUCUAGAGCUGGUUGAUUUCAGCGUCACCGAGGGUUUGACGGAUUUGCGACUCUUCGCCGUUGUUGCCAGUCUGGCUCAGAAAAUAGCCACGCUAGAUGAUUUCAUGCGGUCUCUCAUUAGCAAGCUGGACUUCAAGUCUUUGGAGAUGAAGCUGUACAAAGCGAAGCAGUUGUUCCUGUUCCUGCUGGAGGGUCAGUCCGAGAGCAACGAGGCACCACAGGGUCGCAUCAGUGCCGAACAGCUGCUGGUGGAGCUGAAGGCCGGGGGAAUACGUGAGGAGCACGAGGAAGAGGUCAGGCGUGAACUCCGUAGCCUUCGCUCUCUCGACCUGCUUGACUUCCUCGCUCACUUGCCCCUCUUCAUCCUCAUCCACAACUCGGUCAUUGCCAACCCACUGGAUGACUCCAGCAACCUGUGAUGGAAACACCUGUAGUGGAUAAAUAUCAUGAGUGUUUAUAUGUUCUUUCAUAGUAAAUUCUGUGUGUUAGACUAGGGAGGGAGAACAGGAUGCCCAUGUACCUGCCAUAAACAUUCCAUGUGCUAAAAGGAUGCUGCAGAAAAAUAAAAUUCUUUGC
Molecule: messenger RNA, 2997 nt
Organism: Tachysurus vachellii
Lineage: Eukaryota; Metazoa; Chordata; Actinopteri; Siluriformes; Bagridae
Exons: 16
Coding region: 87-2840 (917 amino acids)
Molecular function (GO): calcium ion binding
Source: RefSeq, a predicted model, not a curated record